AUAAAAGAACAGUUCCGAGAUUCUAGCCGCUCAGUCAUCGCCAAAAGACACUGCGAGAAAAAUCAUCUGAGGAUUAAGGUGGAAAAAUCUCGCGAGAGAGAUUGUAUCUAAAAUUGACGCGUUUCUAUCACAAAUACAGUGUUGUGUUAUUUUUUUUUAACUCAAUAAGAGUGUAAAUUAUGCUGCGCUUGUGCGUCUCAAUUUUAUUCUACAUCUAUAUAGUUGUAGCUGAGGAAGUUCCCGACUACCUUCAGAUUUGCAAGCAAUCUGAUCCCGAUCUCCCACAAUGCAUGAUUAGGAGCAUAGAGCAGCUCCGACCGAAACUUGCUGAGGGAAUACCUGAACUCGAUAUACCCCGACUCGAACCAAUUGACCUGGGAGAUUUGCUUGUUGCCGGAAGUAAUACACAGAAUGGGCUAACGAUUACCGCCAAAGACAUUCAAUCGUACGGCGCAUCGAAUUUUCAUAUAAAGCAAAUAGAGGUGAUUGAAUAUGGGCAGCACUACAAACUGCAGCUCGUGCUGCCACAUUUGUACACAAAGGGGAGGUAUUCAAUCGAUGGUCGUGUUCUGCUACUUCCUAUUAAGGGUGCUGGAAAAUUCACAGGGAACUUCACCCGAUCCACGGCAGAUGUUACAAUGAUUUUGGAGCCAAGGGAAAUUAGUGGAAAUGACCAUAUUAUCCUCAAAAAGCUACAAAUUAAAAUUAAAGUGGGUAAGGGUUCAAUGUACCUUGAGAAUCUCUUUGGUGGCGAUAAAACACUUGGGGAUAUCAUCAAUGAUACCAUCAAUCAGAACUUUGAAGUUGUGAGUAGAGACAUUAUUCCUUUGAUUGAAAAAGCCCUCGAAAAGCAUUUUAAGAGGACAUCCAACAAAAUUCUCAGUAGGUAUACAAGAAGCCAAUUGUUCGAAAUUGCAGUGCACCUCAUCGAGGACAAUACGACAAACAUGCAAUUCCGUUGCAUAAAGCAAAAUAUAAGUGCUUUGACAUCCCUCCUUGUGCUCUUGGGCGGACUUGGAGGUGCUUUCGGGGGCGAUGUGCGGCAACUCAAAGAGAAACCUGAUUGGCUACUCACCUGCCCCAGAGAGAAUCCCAACCGCGACGGCUGCUUCAAGAAAAUGUUUGAGGGAAUGUUCACAGCGUUGGCAAAAGGUGUUCCUGAAGUAGGGAUUGAACCAUUUGAACCACUAAGAAUCCCUAAUGUUCAGAUAUCCAAGGGAAUGGGCAGUCUAACCCUUGCUGGUGGUUUUAAAGAUCUUCUGGUUCGCGGACCAUCGAAUGGAACAGUUCGUCGAGCUUUACUCAAUUUCGAUGACAAAUCCCUUGACUUUGACUUGGAAUUACCUCUGCUGCGAAUAAAUGCAACAUACAAUCUCAAAGGAAAUGUCCUGCUACUACCCCUUGUUGGAAAUGGGGAUGUGAAGAUGGCUCUUAAAGAUGUAAAAUCGAACGUCGUUACGAAGUUUAGCAUUAAGAAACUCCCUGAGGAAGUGAUUCAGAUUGACGAAAUGAAAGUAACAUUUUUGGUUGGUGGCAUGAAGAUCCACUUGGAUAAUCUCUUCAAUGGGAACCAAAUUCUUGGUGCAUCACUGAAUCUAUUUCUCAAUCAGAACGCCAAUGAGAUUAUUGCUGAGCUGAGGAGUGAUCUUGAGAAUGGACUUGCUAAAAUAUUUAUAACUCUGUGGAAUAGUGUAUUCUCCAGGAUGCCAAUUAAGCUGUGGUUGAUAUAGUACUAUAUAUAUAUGUAUGUUUGUAGUUUUAAGGAUUUUUUGUACCUUAUUGAGAGAUUAAGAGUAUAUUUUUGGAAGAAUGGAGAAAAACCCAAUAACCCUGAUAAUAAUUAUACUCAUUUUACAAUAAA
Messenger RNA from Lutzomyia longipalpis, 1861 nucleotides. RefSeq lists its product as uncharacterized. The record is from RefSeq and is a predicted model, not a curated record. NCBI's taxonomy places the organism in Eukaryota, Metazoa, Arthropoda, Insecta, Diptera, Psychodidae. The coding region runs from base 180 to 1730 and encodes 516 amino acids. The transcript is spliced from 9 exons.